CAGAGAUUUGAGAGAUUAUGGCAUCUGAAGCCCACAAUGUUAAAAAACAGAAAGUAUUGCGUAUCGAAGGUCAUCCCAUUGAUCUCCCCAGAAAAAGAAUCUCUUCUUCCACUAAAAAGAUCAUGAAGGAGGGUAAGAAAUCUCCAAAACAGCUGGCUUCAUAUACAAACAGAAUAACAGUCGGAAAAACGGUGACCAGUCCCCUCUCUCUUUUCAAAGUAGUGUACUGUAAAAGAAAAGUUCAUUGUUAUACUCCAAAGCCUUGUUACAGAAAGAAACAGUUCCCUAAAUCUAGGGGCUGUGACAUGGCAAAUAAAGAAAAUGAACUGGCUUGUGCAGGGAAUCUGCCAGCAAAACUGCGCAACGACAGUCGUACACAUUUGCUGAAUUCUAGUGACUCUGGCUCAUCUCAAACAGAAGGCCCCUCAUCCAAAUAUAGUGGAUUUUUUUCAGAGGUUUCUCAGGAUCAUGAAACUAUGGCUCAAGUUCUUUUCAGCAGGAAUCUGAGGCUGAACGUAGCUUUAACCUUUUGGAGAAGGAGAAGUAUAAGUGAACUGGUAGCCUACUUAGUGAGGAUACAGGAUCUUGGAGUGGUAGUAGACUGCCUUCCUGUGCUUACAAACAGUUUACAGGAAGAAAAACCAUAUAUUUCAGUUGGCUGCUGUGUAGAUCUUUUGCCUUUAGUGAAAUCACUGCUUAAAAGCAAAUAUGAAGAAUAUGUGAUAGUUGGUUUAAACUGGCUUCAGGCUGUCAUUAAAAGAUGGUGGUCAGAACUAUCUGCACAUACAGAAAAGGCAGAGGACAGAAAUAUUCAUAUUUUAAAACAACAAUUAAGUGGAUUAUGGGAACAGGAGAAUCAUCUUACUCUGGUUCCAGGAUAUACUGGUAAUAUAGCUAAGGAUGUAAAUGCUUAUUUAUUACAGCUACACUGACAUGAUUGGGAAACUAUGUGUGCUUACGUGGUGAAACAAUCCCCUAAAGUAUCCCUGAAAUACGUACUAUUUCUGAAAGCCUUUUGAGAAAUACUGGCAGAAGAGAACUGAACUGUCAAGCUGUUUAAUGAAACCACUAACAAAAUCCUAACAAUCUACUUCACAUUGAAGUGGAAACAUGUCUAGUAGGAGCAACUUUUACUUCAGUGAGGUGAAAGUGCACUACGAAAACUGUAUGCCUUUGCUGCAUUUGGGAUUCACUCAGUUACUAGGUAUUCAUUUAAAUACUACUGUAUUUUACUACAACAUCGCAUAAAAGAAGAUUAAUUAUCCUGUCAUGAAAACAAGGCAGUGGAACCAGUUAUAAGGAACCAACAAAAGGAAUCAGCAUUACGAGCUUUUAAGUGUUUCUUCCACAAGAGAACUCCAAAAUGCACAACUAUCUUCCAAUUACAUUAAAAAAACACUUUGGAAUAUUUACUUCCACGUUUUAAUCAAAUUAAAGACAAUUUUUGUUUGCACUAUUGAGAAACUAUACAGCAAAAAUGCCUUAAUUACUAGUGUUUCAAAAAGCCAAUGUGUUAAGAUGCAAAUAGCUAUUAUGUUCAGAUUGUGAUGAAAAACUACAAAAAUCAGGGUUUCACAUUGUAUAGUUAAUGAAACAUUGCACGUAUACAAAAAAAUCAUGUAUGAAAAAUACUAUAAAUACCUGAAGUUAAGCUUGGAUAAGCAGUUAUUGCAAAUGUCAGCAGAAUGGUGAAUUUAUGUCUAACAAAUGUUUUUAUAUUGUAUGUGGAUUUCUAACACAGUUACCUUGUUCUGUAUCAUUUAAACUACAUUCAAAUAAGUAAAUGUAUUACAUGUAUCUACUGUUUUUCUUUUCAAGUUCAUAAAACAAUUUAUAGAAUAAUCUCUUCCACAGUACUUUUUAUCAUAGAUAUUUAUGUCUAUUGUUUGAAAUGUUUACAGCCAGAUGAGGCCAUGUUGUUCAAAUCGCACCCUUUUUAUACUACCUCCUUUAAGAAACUGAGAAAGAGCUUUUGCAAAAUUAAUCAAGUUCUAGCUUGAUCAAUGAUGGCAAAUUAAUACCAACAAUAGCAGUGAAAAAAGCUAUAAACUCUUGCUGUUCUGUUGCUAUCCUGUACUAUUUUAAUUUAAAAGCUAUAGUUUAAUAGCUCUGAGGGAGUUUUGAUUUUAGACUUGCGAUUGCCUUCUUUAUUUUGUGAUUAGAAAGUGUGCUUUUCCAAUUAAAACUUAUGAAGUGCCAGCUGUU
Phaethon lepturus (White-tailed tropicbird) is the source of this 2205-nucleotide messenger RNA. It is a transcript of the gene KATNBL1, whose product is annotated as katanin p80 subunit B-like 1. Gene Ontology annotation, molecular function: microtubule binding. Gene Ontology annotation, cellular component: nucleolus. Lineage: Eukaryota; Metazoa; Chordata; Aves; Phaethontiformes; Phaethontidae. The record is from RefSeq and is a predicted model, not a curated record. The coding region runs from base 18 to 932 and encodes 304 amino acids. The transcript is spliced from 9 exons.